AUGUCGAAGCGCAAAGCAGAAACCACACCAGUCGUCACUUUCACCUCGCGCAAUCCCCCGUGGACAUACCUGAAGCUGCAGCUUAUCCAGUCAAGUCCGGUCGAUCCUCUCACUGCACGCACGCACCUCACGUCCGCCCUGUCGCAGUUCCUCGGGUUGACAGGCACCUCCAUCGCGAUUGAUAUCUUGAAAAUCGAUAGCCAGAACCUCGUUUGGGUGCGUGUCCCGCGCGAGGAUGCGCCGGGGGUAGUCGCUGCGGUGAGCUCGUGGGUGGGCUCCAGCAGUGGCAGUAGCAUGUCGAAUAAUACCAACAACAAUAACAAUAUUGCAUGGAGGAUAUGUGGGAGAGGAAACUUCCUUGGGGCGCUGGUCAAUGGGUCGGGAGGUGAUUUGUUUGUUCCUUGA
Molecule: messenger RNA, 405 nt
Organism: Penicilliopsis zonata CBS 506.65
Lineage: Eukaryota; Fungi; Ascomycota; Eurotiomycetes; Eurotiales; Aspergillaceae
Exons: 2
Coding region: 1-405 (134 amino acids)
Biological process (GO): nuclear-transcribed mRNA catabolic process, RNase MRP-dependent; tRNA processing; intronic box C/D snoRNA processing
Cellular component (GO): ribonuclease MRP complex; nucleolar ribonuclease P complex
Molecular function (GO): ribonuclease MRP activity
Source: RefSeq, a predicted model, not a curated record